AUGUCAGCAAAUUUGGACAAAUCUUUAGACGAGAUCAUCGGUGCUAACAAGAAGCCCGUGAGAGCACGUAUCAACAAGCGCACACAAGUGCCAAGAAAGGCACCAAAACAAAUUCGUCGUUCCGCACAGGGCGCAAAUGUCAGAGCUCCCGUUGCAGGAGCUGCUUCUAGAGUCGCUAGACUAUUGGAUUCUACCAGAGAAGCUAAGGUGAACGUUGAGGGUUUGCCUAGAGAUAUCAAGCAGGAUGCUGUUAAAGAAUUUUUCGCAUCUCAAGUAGGUGGUGUCGCAAGAGUGUUGUUGAGUUACAAUGAAAGAGGUCAAUCCACUGGUAUGGCUAACAUUACUUUCAAGAAUGGUGAGAUGGCUAAGAAAGCGGUUGCCAAAUUUAACGGUGCUCCAAUCGAUGGUGGUAGAUCCAGAUUGAGACUUAACUUGAUCAUCGACCCAUCUCAAGCCCCAGCCAGAUCGCUAUCGGAAAGAAUUAGAGCUAUCCCAUCAAAGAAUGUGAGACAAGGCGCUAACCUACCAAAGGGUCCAAACAAGAAGGCUGCUAUGGCUAAGAAGCCAAAGCCUCAGAGAGCACCAAAACAACCGAAGAAGAGCUUGGAAGAUUUGGACAAAGAAAUGGCCGACUAUUUCGAGGAAAAGCAAUAG
Molecule: messenger RNA, 654 nt
Organism: Torulaspora delbrueckii
Lineage: Eukaryota; Fungi; Ascomycota; Saccharomycetes; Saccharomycetales; Saccharomycetaceae
Gene: YRA1
Product: RNA-binding protein YRA1
Exons: 2
Coding region: 1-654 (217 amino acids)
Biological process (GO): mRNA export from nucleus
Cellular component (GO): nucleus
Molecular function (GO): mRNA binding
Source: RefSeq, a predicted model, not a curated record